GGUUCGCGCUAAUCAAAAGCACAAGCUUCCGGACCUCGCUUGCUAAAUGAACCAACCAUAAAUCUUUAGCAUCUCUCCAUACUGCCUGCCUGUAUCAACUGAUCCUUCUUAUUCAUUCAUUCAAAAAAACAACAACAGAAUGCCCAAAUCAAGGGAAGUGGUGUCAUCCACGUCUGGUAGUGACUCUGACAGUGAGGUGGAGAAGACCAAGGCCAAGAGAAAGAAGGCCAGUGCUCCACCAGAGAAGCCCGAGGCCAAGAAACCGAAGCUGAGUGGAGAGGGCUCUCGACCUGGCGCAGGAGGGUCCUCUAAGGCUGCAGACAGCAAAACGGAGGAUGGCAUGUUCCAGAUUGGGAGGAUGCGAUACGUCAGUGUGAGGGAGUUUAAAGGGAAGUGUUUAGUUGACAUCAGAGAGUACUGGAUGAACCAAGACGGGGAAAUGAAGCCCGGCAAAAAAGGCAUCUCCCUUAAACCCGGAGCAGUGGACCCAGCUGAAGGACCAGAUGUCUGAGAUUGACGACGCGAU
Messenger RNA from Oncorhynchus gorbuscha (pink salmon), 526 nucleotides. Its product is annotated as activated RNA polymerase II transcriptional coactivator p15-like. Gene Ontology annotation, biological process: positive regulation of transcription initiation by RNA polymerase II. Lineage: Eukaryota; Metazoa; Chordata; Actinopteri; Salmoniformes; Salmonidae. Gene Ontology annotation, cellular component: transcription regulator complex; nucleus. Bases 140 to 511 code for a protein of 123 amino acids. The transcript has 5 exons. The record is from RefSeq and is a predicted model, not a curated record. Gene Ontology annotation, molecular function: DNA binding; transcription coactivator activity.